CUGGUGUCUGGCACCCGCUCCCGCUCGCGGUGAGCUCGUCGCGCGUCUCCUCUCCGCGGAGGCGUCCCGUCUCGCCGCGUCGCGUCGUGUCGUGUGUCUCGUCUUCCAGGGUCGCACGCUCGCCUCGCCUGUCAAGCAAGAGGGGGGUCUCCCCCUUUGUCAGCCGACCGCCGAUCGCUCAGGUAGGAGACUGCGAGACGUCGGAAGAGUGAAGACUCGGAAGGGCCUCGACGGUCUCUCGUUACUUGUCUCGCGUUGCCACCGGGGACCAGUUGACUCCGCUCGCGCCGUCGUCGUCGUCGUCGGCGGAUUGACGAGUUGCUCGCCGCUUGCCUGGAGUCCAGUCGAGAGAGCGAAACCCGGUGGCGUUCCCCCGAUUCCGGAAGAGAGCGUGUAUAGACCAUGAAGGGUCGUCGCCGUCGCCGUCGUCAGGACUGACUCUCGCCUGUCUGGGAAGUCGCGCGGCAAGUCGGUGCGGUGCCCACCUGAUGUCGUCAGCGGUGAUCGCCGCGAGGCUCGUCGCCGAGGCUAACAGCAGCAGCAGAAGGAAUCCUCGAGAAUAGGGUGCCGUCACCUACAACUGAUCGCGCGCGAGAAUAAUGAGAAUCAACGCGACGAAGAUGAGCACUCCGAUCGAGGAGAAGAUUGACCAGAAGCUGAAGGUGCGGACGGGGAUGGUGACGGUCAGCGACGGGAAGAGCAAACCCGUGCCGAUGCGUUUGCACUUGUCUAUGGAGGUAUUGAAGCUUCAACGGGAGGAUCUCGAGCAGGCAGCGAAUCACAAUAAGCCACCUCUGGACGCUAAGGAGCGCAUGGUGCAAAUCACCAGGCAGAAGGUCGGUGGUUUGGGGCUGAGCAUAAAGGGCGGAGCGGAACAUAAGCUUCCAGUACUCAUAUCGAGAAUCUAUAAGGGUCAGGCCGCCGAUCAGUGCGGCCAGCUUUUCGUAGGAGACGCAAUUAUUAAAGUGAAUGGCGAGUAUAUCACGGCGUGCAACCAUGACGACGCUGUCAAUAUUUUGAGGAAUGCCGGUGAUAUAGUGGUUCUAACGGUCAAGCACUAUCGAGCGGCCAAGCCAUUUCUACAGAAGAACGAGAAGGAAGAAAAGCUGGAUAACGUUGCCAAUGGUACGGCGGAAGACGGAUGGAUAUCGCCUAAUAGGCAAGCGGGUAGUCCCAGAUGUAGCCACAGCCGUCAGAGUUCCAAUGCAUCUUCCAGUUCGAUGCAGUAUAAAAGAUGGGUCGACGUAAUCACAGUCCCGUUAAUGAUGGCGUACGUGACGAGGUACAUAUUUGGCACCGACAAACUAAGGAGGAACGCGUUCGAAGUGAGAGGACUUAACGGGGCACGUACAGGAGUGAUACAUUGCGACGAUAGCGCUAUUCUCAGUCAAUGGUUAAAAUAUAUAACUGACAACAUUACAGGAUUGACGCAUUUGCAGAUGAAGUUGUACAAUCGUAAUUUCGGAGUCGGCGAGCGCAUAGAAUACAUGGGCUGGGUGAACGAGGCCGUGAGCAACAGUAAUCAGCCGUGGCAGAGUUACAGACCGAGAUUCUUGGCUCUAAAAGGACCGGACCUAUUGUUGUUUGAGACACCCCCUUGUAACAUAGGCGAUUGGUCACGCUGCGCGUUGACUUUCAAGGUGUACCAGACCAUGUUCCGCGUGAUGCGCGAGUCGGAGAAUGUCGACGAGCGGCAGCAUUGCUUCUUGGCGCAGAGUCCGGGGAAACCGCCGCGCUACCUGAGCGUCGAAACCAGGCAGGAACUCCUGCGGGUCGAGGCGGCGUGGCACACCGCCAUAUGUUCGGCCGUUACGCAUCUGAAGAGUAAAACCUUCCCGGUAACUUUCAACAGCAGGAGCGCGGGUCUAACGUUAGAGUGGACGCAAGGCUUCACGUUGUCGUACGAAGGAAGCGAGAUCGCGUGGCGUUACAAAUUUUCGCAAUUGAGAGGGUCCAGCGACGACGGUAAAAGUAGGCUUAAAUUGCACUUCCAAGAGCCGGACAGCAUCGCCAUCGAAACGAAGGAAUUGGAGUGUUCCCAGUUGCAAAACUUGUUGUUCUGCAUGCAUGCGUUUCUCACCGCGAAGGUAGCCGCGGUGGACCCUACGUUCUUAACGUCGACCACUCCGUAAAGAGAUGUAAUAUAGAUGUAACAGAAAAAACGCCGACGAAUCACCAAGUGAAUCACUUUUGUGAUGUUCUGUUAUCGUUGUUCCGGAUUGGACCGAGCGUGCGCGCUGAAAAAUUGCCAGGAGGAGCCAGAGAAGAAUGAGGAACAGGAAGCGAAACAGAAACUAGUCAAUAUAUCCAAAAAGGUAUUUUUAUCGUUUACAUAUAAAAAAAAAAAUCACCAAGAGGUACUAUACAUGCUCUACUCAUCCUACCAAA
Messenger RNA from Wasmannia auropunctata (little fire ant), 2388 nucleotides. It is a transcript of the gene Syn2, whose product is annotated as gamma-1-syntrophin. Gene Ontology annotation, cellular component: intracellular anatomical structure; dystrophin-associated glycoprotein complex. Lineage: Eukaryota; Metazoa; Arthropoda; Insecta; Hymenoptera; Formicidae. The transcript is spliced from 11 exons. The record is from RefSeq and is a predicted model, not a curated record. The coding region runs from base 600 to 2132 and encodes 510 amino acids. Gene Ontology annotation, molecular function: protein binding; structural molecule activity.